AUGAUCAAUCAAGAACUCUCAGAAGAAAAUAAGCCUCCUAAAUUAUUAUUAACUUGGAGUAAAUGUUCUGAGUUUAGUGAAAUUGAUUUGGAAAAUAAGUAAUCGCCCAAACUCGUAAAAUUAAGAAAAUUGAAUUCAACAAUUGAGAAUAAUGAGCAACUUCAUUAAGUUAUUAAUAGACAAAUAGAUUUAGACGAAAAUAAAGAAGAAAGUUAAAUAUUAGAAAAUACAAAAUGGUAACCAUGUAGCUGUUCAAAAACUAAUUGUUUGAAAAUGUAUUGCUCAUGCUUCCAUAAUGGGUAAACUUGUGUAGAAUAAUGUAAAUGCGAGGAUUGUUAGAAUACUGAUGAAUAUUUAAACUAGAGACACAAUGCAGUUGAAUAUAUUAGAAAAAAAGCACACAGAAAUAAAAAAGUUACAUAGGAGAAGUUAUUUGAAACAAAAGAUGUUUGGGGGUGUAAUUGCAAAAAAACUAGAUGUCAGAAAAGAUAUUGCGAGUGUUUUAUUAGAUAAAAGACAUGUACAGUUGAUUGUAAUUGCAAUCAUUGUGAAAAUGGGAAAGAUGAGGAUUUAUUUAAUGAAAUACGAAGGUAAAAUGAAUAGCCAAAGUAAUUUAAAAAAAAGAGAUCUGAACGAUUGUUUUAUAAUUGA
Messenger RNA from Paramecium tetraurelia, 651 nucleotides. RefSeq lists its product as uncharacterized. The transcript has 2 exons. Gene Ontology annotation, biological process: regulation of DNA-templated transcription. The record is from RefSeq and is a predicted model, not a curated record. Gene Ontology annotation, cellular component: nucleus. NCBI's taxonomy places the organism in Eukaryota, Ciliophora, Oligohymenophorea, Peniculida, Parameciidae.